AUGGUCUCUGAUCGGGCUUUUAGUGUGCAUACGUCAACCAUCAAUGCCGAUUCGCCUACCACAAUUGACUUUAUUUUCCGGGCCUCAGUGCUCCCUAUGCGACGUGGGAUCGCUAAGGCUGAGCUCAACGCACUUCGGAAAGAGCACAGCUUCCAUUUGACCACCAUCGACAUUCAUUCCCCCGGUCAGGAACGCUGGAAACGUCGCUACGUAUACUGGAUCCCUGCUCUACACUUAGACGACGUUGAAAUCGCCAAGGGGCGUUGGGACGCAAACACUGUACGACCGUUCCUAGAAAAGUGGAGAGAGACACAGAGUUUAUUGGGCAAGGAGGGUGGCGAGAUGGCGGAACAACUGAAUGUGGACGACACAAGUGUAGGCUUUCGUGAUUCGCCAUAUAAGGAUAGCCAAAAUUCGGAAAUACAAGAAGAUGACUUGUUUUUCUAUGAUCCCACGGCCUUGACCGCGUGGCCGACGCAAAUUAGCCAGUACACGGUCCCCGAAUUCACCUCGACAUUGGGUGUUUCACAAGAUCCUUUCUUGGAAGACAACGAGCCCACAUAUGACCCCGACGCCGGAUACUUCCAGUCGGGUGUCAAACAAUGUUUCAAUUGUAUGGCUACGACCCACAUCGUUUCUGAUUGUCCACGCAAAAGAGACCCUCAACAUGUUUCGCUUGCGCGGGUUGAUUAUGGGUCACGAGGCGGCAACACAACUCGGUCUAUGAGGUUGCAUGAAGCCGAAGAGGUAUUCAAGCGAAGGGUCGAAUUUACGCGAACGUUUGAGCCCGGUUACAUCCGAGGACAGUUAUUACGCGAGAGUCUGGGAUUAAAUGAAUACUAUGGAGGGGGUAAUGAAGACCUACCCUGGUAUUACACAAUGUGUGAUUGGGGCUAUCCUCCAGGAUGGGUUUCUGAUACAGAUCCUCGCAUCAAGAUCAUGACAAGGAUAUAUUCGACUAGUCAAUACGAACCAGCUGAAGGGCUUUCGUCUCUUACAAUAUUCGACGAACCUCCGGAGUCCUCGACGGCUAAAUUGGAAAGUUCUGAUGGCAAUCUGUGUGCACCACCAUUGGCGUGCGAGGGCCUGUUGAGCUCACCAAGCUCUCAAAUAUUUUUAGCUCCCCCUCCUCCUCUAGACGAGCCACCCCCGCCUCCUUCUGAGUUUCCUCCUCCCCUUCCGAACGAACCACCUCCAGCCUCUCCGCCGCUCCCAGACUCGCUGCCUUUUCCUCCUCGGCGCUGGGUCAACUACCAUACGACUCUUUUCCAAUCAGAACGAUUACCAAUAUCUUUAGUCUCUCGGCCACUUCCUGUCCUUCCAGAGGCCCCACCUCCACCGCCUUCUGGUACGCCACCUCCGCCCUCCACUCCACCGCCGCCAUCACCGCCUCCUCCUCCCAGAGAACUCUCCGAGCAGGAAAAACGGCGAUUGCUCUGGGAGAAAAUUACAGCUGCAAACUCAUAG
Rhizoctonia solani is the source of this 1467-nucleotide messenger RNA. RefSeq lists its product as uncharacterized. NCBI's taxonomy places the organism in Eukaryota, Fungi, Basidiomycota, Agaricomycetes, Cantharellales, Ceratobasidiaceae. The record is from RefSeq and is a predicted model, not a curated record. The transcript has 6 exons. Gene Ontology annotation, cellular component: catalytic step 2 spliceosome. Gene Ontology annotation, molecular function: RNA binding. The coding region runs from base 1 to 1467 and encodes 488 amino acids.